AUGGCACCCAUCGCUAUCCACAGUUCAGCAAAGGACUCGCUGAAUGCUGAGGCAGAGUCUUUCAAGCCAGUCGGCAAUAAGCAAGUCGACCCUUACCACUCGGCGACUUCUGCCACUGCUAUCGCUGCGGAGUCCGCAUACGCUGCACACAACUACCACCCUCUGCCGGUUGUCUUCUCGAGGGCGCAGGGUGUAGAUGUUUGGGAUCCAGAAGGACAGAUACCGUCAGUCGGACACCCUGCUAAUUCACACUCANNGUUCGCGGCCAUCACCAUGUCCACUGACCCCGAGUCGAGAGACAAUUACGGACCUUACCUACCCAACAUCGGCUCUUGCAACCCUACCAACGACGAGCCCAUCCGCUACAACAACGUUGCAGAUCUCGAGAAGGUGCUUGAGGAGCACGGCAAGAACACCGCCGCUUUCUUGGUCGAGCCCAUUCAGGGUGAAGCUGGUAUUGUCGUGCCAGAUGAGGACUAUCUCAGAAAAGUGCGUGAGCUGUGCGACAAGCACAACGUCCUGAUGAUCUGUGACGAGAUCCAGACCGGCAUUGCUCGUACUGGCAAGAUGCUGUGCCAUGAAUGGAGUGGCAUCAAGCCCGACCUUGUCCUUCUCGGCAAGGCUAUCAGUGGUGGUAUGUACCCUGUCUCUGCUGUUCUCGGCAAGAAGGAAGUCAUGCUCACCGUCGAGCCUGGCACUCACGGUAGCACUUACGGUGGUAAUCCUCUUGGUUCCGCCAUUGCUAUCAGAGCGCUCGAGAUCAUUGAGGAGGAGAACAUGGUUCAGCAAGCUCAGGUCCUUGGUGAGAUGUUCAGACAAGGUCUCCGUGACAUUCAAGCCAAGAACUCAAUGAUUUCCUUGAUUCGUGGUAAGGGUUUGCUCAAUGCCAUCGUCAUUGACGAGAGCAAGACCAACGGCCAUAGCGCAUGGGAUCUCUGCAUGUUGAUGAAGGAGAAGGGUCUCUUGGUAAGAAAAGCUUCGCUAACGUUGAUGAAACUCAAGGCUAACGUCUUUGCANNGGCCAAACCUACUCACCAGAACAUCAUCCGUCUGGCACCUCCUCUUGUCAUCUCCAAAGAACAAAUCGAGACUUCGCUCAAGAUCAUUGGAGAGGCAGUGGACGAACUGCCCAACUUGAAGGGUCANAAAGAGGAGAAGGUACUUCCUCCGGGUGAAAAGAACGUGCAUAUCGGCGUUGACAAUUGA
Aureobasidium musti is the source of this 1206-nucleotide messenger RNA. The record is from the annotation of a GenBank genome assembly. NCBI's taxonomy places the organism in Eukaryota, Fungi, Ascomycota, Dothideomycetes, Dothideales, Saccotheciaceae.